AGAAGAUGAAGGCAUCUGUCCUUCUCUCCCUCAUCAGCUGCCUGGUAAUUCCGAGUGGUGCUCACAUCUUGGGGCGUUGCACGGUGGCAAAAAAGCUCCUCAAAGGAGGCCUGGAUUACUUUGAAGGCUACAGCCUUGCAAACUGGGUGUGCCUGGCUUACUUUGAGAGCAAGUUCAAUCCCACAGCUGUCUACGAGAACACACAAGAUGGCUCCACUGGCUUUGGCCUCUUUCAGAUCCGCAACAGUGACUGGUGUGACCAAGGAAGGAACCGCUGCCACAUGUCAUGUUCUGAGUUACUGAAUCCGAAUUUAAAGAAGACAAUUGAAUGUGCCAAGAUAAUUGUAAGAGGAAAAGAAGGGAUGGGAGCAUGGCCCACCUGGUCCCAGUACUGCCAGUUCUCCGACACUCUGGCACAGUGGCUGGAUGGUUGCAAGCUAUAGCCAUCUGAGUGGCCCCCACACACUUACCGGUUGCAUCUUGAGAAUGAAGACGCCUUUCUGUUUGCUGCUUCACACGAUCCUAUUAUCCCACCACUUGACAGCUCCAGAUGGAAAAGGACAAAAGUUUGCUUCAUUCAGGGAUGCAGGAUGCAGAAUAAACCAAGCUAGUUACUC
Messenger RNA from Carlito syrichta (Philippine tarsier), 617 nucleotides. RefSeq names its product lysozyme like 4 (gene LYZL4). The record is from RefSeq and is a predicted model, not a curated record. Gene Ontology annotation, cellular component: sperm flagellum; acrosomal vesicle. Gene Ontology annotation, biological process: fusion of sperm to egg plasma membrane involved in single fertilization. The transcript is spliced from 4 exons. Bases 6 to 443 code for a protein of 145 amino acids. Gene Ontology annotation, molecular function: lysozyme activity. Lineage: Eukaryota; Metazoa; Chordata; Mammalia; Primates; Tarsiidae.